This is a messenger RNA of Passer domesticus (house sparrow), 2511 nucleotides long. RefSeq names its product poly(ADP-ribose) polymerase family member 6 (gene PARP6). Bases 104 to 2131 code for a protein of 675 amino acids. NCBI's taxonomy places the organism in Eukaryota, Metazoa, Chordata, Aves, Passeriformes, Passeridae. Gene Ontology annotation, molecular function: NAD+ poly-ADP-ribosyltransferase activity; kinase binding; protein serine/threonine kinase activator activity. The transcript is spliced from 21 exons. The record is from RefSeq and is a predicted model, not a curated record. Gene Ontology annotation, biological process: endoplasmic reticulum unfolded protein response. Gene Ontology annotation, cellular component: endoplasmic reticulum tubular network; nuclear envelope; membrane.
GUCAUGGCGGCGCCGCUGGGUGACGCGGUGCGGCGGCUCUGACGUCAGGCCCGGCCCCCCGGCAGCAUGGCGGCCGUGCCCGCGCCGGCCGGCCCGCGCUGACAUGGACCUCAAGGGCCAGUACUGGACGGACGAUGACUCCGACGGGGACAACGAGUCCGAGGAGUUCCUCUAUGGCGUGCAGGGGAGCUGCGCCGCCGACCUGUACCGGCACCCGCAGCUGGACGCCGACAUCGAGGCCGUGAGGGAGAUCUACAGCGAGAAUGCCGUGGCCGUCAGGGAGUACGGGACCAUCGAUGACGUGGACAUCGACCUCCACGUGAACAUCAGCUUCCUCGAUGAGGAGGUGGCGACGGCGUGGAAGGUGCUGCGGACGGAGCCCAUCGUCCUCCGCCUGCGCUUCUCCCUCUCGCAGUACCUCGAUGGCCCCGAACCGUCCAUCGAGGUUUUCCAGCCGUCCAACAAGGAGGGCUUCGGGCUGGGUCUGCAGCUCAAGAAGAUCCUGGGCAUGUUCACAUCCCAGCAAUGGAAACAUCUCAGCAACGAUUUCCUGAAGACCCAGCAGGAGAAGCGGCACAGUUGGUUCAAGACAAGCGGCACCAUCAAGAAGUUCCGUGCUGGGCUCAGCAUCUUCUCACCCAUCCCCAAGUCUCCCAGCUUCCCUGUUAUCCAAGAUUCAGUGCUGAAGGGCAAACUGGGCAUCCCCGAGCCUCGUGUGAACCGCCUGAUGAACCGCUCCGUGUCCUGCAUGGUGAAGAAUCCCAAGGUGGAGGUUUUUGGCUACCCACCCGCCAGCACCCAGGCAGGUGUUGCCCCCUUCAACAUCCUGGUCGGCGGCCACUGCAAGAACAUCCCCACGCUGGAGUAUGGCUUCCUCGUGCAGAUCAUGAAGUACGCGGAGCAGCGCAUCCCGACGCUCAACGAGUACUGCGUGGUGUGUGACGAGCAGCACGUCUUCCAGAACGGCUCCAUGCUGAAGCCGGCCGUGUGCACCCGGGAGCUCUGCGUCUUCUCCUUCUACACGCUGGGCGUCAUGUCCGGCGCGGCCGAGGAGGUGGCCACGGGUGCUGAGGUGGUGGACCUGCUGGUGGCCAUGUGCCGCGCUGCCCUCGAGUCCCCUCGCAAGAGCAUCAUCUUCGAGCCUUACCCCUCCGUGGUGGACCCCAACGACCCCAAAACUCUGGCCUUCAACCCCAAGAAGAAGAACUACGAGCGGCUGCAGAAAGCCCUGGACAGUGUGAUGUCCAUCCGGGAGAUGACCCAGGGGUCCUACCUGGAGAUCAAGAAGCAGAUGGACAAGCUGGACCCCCUGGCACAUCCCCUCCUGCAGUGGAUAAUCUCCAGCAACAGAUCCCACAUUGUCAAGCUGCCUCUCAGCAGGCAGCUGAAGUUCAUGCACACCUCCCACCAGUUCCUCCUGCUCAGCAGCCCCCCGGCCAAGGAAGCCCGGUUCCGCACGGCCAAGAAGCUCUACGGCAGCACCUUCGCUUUCCAUGGCUCUCACAUUGAGAACUGGCACUCCAUCCUCCGCAAUGGGCUGGUCAACGCCUCCUACACCAAACUGCAGGUACCAGUCUGCUCCCUGCACCCAGCACACCCCAGGGCCGCAGGCGGGCAGGGAGGGGCAGGGAGGGAGCAGACACUGGGGAGUCCCAGGCUUCCUCCACUACCACUGUGCCUGAGCUGUCGGGGUGAUCCCACCACGCUCACCCUGGUAUUUUCCUGCAAGCUGCAUGGAGCAGCCUAUGGCAAGGGCAUCUAUCUGAGCCCCAUCUCCAGUAUUUCCUUUGGAUACUCAGGAAUGGGGAAAGGGCAGCACCGGAUGCCGUCGAAGGAUGAGCUGGUGCAGCGGUACAACCGGAUGAACACGAUCCCCCAGACCCGCUCCAUCCAGUCCCGCUUCCUCCAGAGCCGCAACCUGAACUGCAUCGCGCUUUGCGAAGUGAUCACCUCCAAGGACCUGCAGAAACACGGCAACAUCUGGGUGUGCCCUGUCUCGGACCACGUCUGCACACGCUUCUUCUUUGUGUACGAAGAUGGCCAAGUGGGAGACGCCAAUAUCAAUACUCAGGACCCCAAAAUCCAGAAGGAGAUCAUGCGUGUGAUCGGGACUCAGGUGUACACAAACUGAGUGGUGGCGGUGGGACCCUGGGACCCCCGGGCACCGAGUGAGCCCCCGGGCAAGGCUGGGCAGGGCCGAGCAGGUUUUGAGCCCCCCGGGCAGGGCAGAGCCGGGGCAGCCCCGGCGGCUCCACCUGUACAUAGGCGUUGGGCACCCUGUGAGCACCGGGCGGGUUCAGCAGUCCCUUAUCCCCUCCCUGUCCCCUUCCCACUGUCCCCGACUCUGUGGCAGCCUGGAGGAGGAGCUGUGGGAGCAGCGUGGCUGGGGACGGCCCCUCCUGGCGUUGGCAGCGACGGCGUUUUUAUCAAUGAUGAGAAACUGAAGCAAAAAAAAACCCAAACAACCAAAACAAACCCAAAAACACAGGAAAAAAAAAAAGAAAAAAGGAA